GUACCAAUUACUUUUAUAAAUAUCCUUUCGAUUUAAUUUGUCGCGUUAAUUCCGCGUCGUCACCUCCUAUAAAUACCAUGCCACGGCUUUCCUACCUCAUAUCAUCAACCAUCAGUCUCUCUGCAACAUAUACACAUCUUGAUCAUAUUUCGUUACAAGUAAUUAUUUACAUCUAAUUCAUUUUUUUUAUAUUCGAUAAUGGCUUCAGAUGAUUCAGUUCCCCAACACAGCGUUGAAAAAACCACCGAGUACGAGAGUAGCGAUCGUGGUUUGUUUGAUUUCAUGAAGAAAGAGGAGAAAGAUGAAACUAAAGUGAUCGCCACUGAGUUUGAGGAGAAGGUCCAGGUCUCGGAACCCGAGCCCAAGUACGAGGAUUGUAAGGUGGUCGAGGAAGAAGAAGAAAAGGCGGCUAAACCUAGCUUGCUCGAGAAGCUUCAUCGAUCCGGCAGCAGCAGCAGCUCUAGUUCGAGUGAUGAGGAAGUGGAAGAGGGAGGUGAGAAGAAGAAGAAGAAGAAGGAAAAGAAGGGUUUGAAAGAAAAGAUCGAGGAGAAGAUCCAUCACAAGGAGGAGGACACGUCAGUACCUGUGGAAGUGGUGACAGAGCCUGAAGAGAAGAAGGGCUUUAUGGAGAAGAUCAAGGAGAAGCUGCCAGGCGGUGGGAAGAAGGUGGAGGAGGAGACGGUGGCUCCUCCGCCACCUCCGGCGGCUGCUCCGGUUGAUUGUGCGGUGGAAGGUGAGCCUGCUAAGAAGGGAAUACUUGAGAAGAUCAAGGAGAAGAUUCCAGGGUAUCAUCCCAAGACAAGCACUGAGGAAGAGAAGAAAGAUAAAGAUUGUGCUUAAGCCAAGUGAUUAUACGAUGCUUGGAUCGUAUGUUUGAUUAUUAUUAUUAUGCUUCUUUUUCUUGUGGUGUUGGUUUUGAUAUUAUGCUUUGAUCCUUUGCUUUGGGGUUUCUUUGAUUAGCUUUUGGACCAGUGGAUGAGUACUUGUUUGUCUAAAGUUUGUUUCGGUUACCUUUUGUACAAGUAUAUGAUCAUAUAUCACAGUCCAUAUAUUUAUGUUUCGAAA
This is a messenger RNA of Daucus carota subsp. sativus, 1065 nucleotides long. RefSeq names its product phosphoprotein ECPP44. The record is from RefSeq and is a predicted model, not a curated record. The coding region runs from base 199 to 840 and encodes 213 amino acids. NCBI's taxonomy places the organism in Eukaryota, Viridiplantae, Streptophyta, Magnoliopsida, Apiales, Apiaceae. Gene Ontology annotation, biological process: cold acclimation; response to water deprivation; response to abscisic acid. The transcript has 2 exons. Gene Ontology annotation, cellular component: membrane; cytosol.